Messenger RNA from Rotaria sp. Silwood1, 492 nucleotides. Lineage: Eukaryota; Metazoa; Rotifera; Eurotatoria; Philodinida; Philodinidae. The record is from the annotation of a GenBank genome assembly.
AUGAACAAGGCACGACGUCUUGAGACGCCGCGCAUUCCUGAUUCACAACUUUUUGACAUUCCAUAUUUAUAUACUAGAACAAUAAAAAACGAAGAAUUUCUUUGUGUUGACAAAAUGAUCAAACGAAAAACACGUGUUUUAUUAUUUGCUCCGAAUGAACAGUUGAAAAUGUUAUUUCAAAAUUCAAUUGUUUUAAUAGAUGGAACAUUUAGUACUUGUCCAAAGAUUUUUGAUCAAGUACUCACAAUUCAUUUCAUAAAAUAUGAACAAUCAUUCGUAUGCGGAAUUGGAUUAUUACCUGAUCGUAAAAAGUGCACAUACAAAUUUGUUUUCGAAGAAUUAAAAGGUUUAGCUAUUGGAAUGAAUCGAAUUUUUGAUCCAUCGACAAUAAUAACUGAUUUUGAACCUAGUCUAGCUGAAGCUAUUAGUAGUGAAGUAAUUUUAUCUGAUUUAUAUUUAAAAAGAGAUAAAAAAAAUUAUACUUUCAUUUAG